Molecule: messenger RNA, 840 nt
Organism: Aspergillus pseudotamarii
Lineage: Eukaryota; Fungi; Ascomycota; Eurotiomycetes; Eurotiales; Aspergillaceae
Product: sterol desaturase family protein
Exons: 1
Coding region: 1-840 (279 amino acids)
Biological process (GO): ergosterol biosynthetic process
Molecular function (GO): C-4 methylsterol oxidase activity; iron ion binding
Source: RefSeq, a predicted model, not a curated record
AUGGUUAUGAUGCCAGACAAAGUCCCCUACUUGCAUAUCGUAUGGGCCCAGCUAGUACAAAAGCAUCCGCCCAGGACACUUGAACUCGUGGGAAGUGUCUUCACGCAGAUCACCGUGUUUUGGUCUCUAUCCCUUGUUUUUCUACUACUGGAUUCGUUCGGUCCAUCCUAUGUCCAGCGGUACAAAAUACAAAGGUCCUCUCGGCAACCCCGUCGAACACUGCUCUGGAAGGCCGCUCUCAUUGCUGCCCUAAAUCAGGCAUUCACGAUACUAUUACAUAUUGGGCAGCUUUUCAUCGUUCGCCCACUGGUCCCUCAGAUCACCGGCUUACGAGUGGAACCCAAGCUGCCAUCGGCGGCUGAGAUCAUGCAUGAUAUUUUGUGGUGUACACUGGGCCGUGAAGCUCUGUUUUACUAUGGUCACCGUGCCUUACAUUGGCCUUGGCUGUACAGACGGUUCCAUAAACAACACCAUCUGUUUACUACUCCUGUAGCGGUCGCUUCGCUUUAUUGUCACCCCGUCGAACAUGUGGUCUCCAAUAUAUUACCCGUUGCUAUCCCUGCACACAUUCUGAGGAUCCAUAUCGUCACAUUCUGGCUAUUCUCUUGCGGAGUCAUCGCCCAAGCCUCCUUGGCACAUUGCGGAUACAGCUUUUUUGACUUGAGCUUCGCUGGUUGGAAGCCAGAGGUUCAUGAUUUGCACCACGAGAAGUUCAACGUCAACUACGGAUUGAUCGGUCUCUUGGAUGCUAUCCAUGGCACGAGAGACACUGGAAGGCGGCCUUUCUGCACGGGGGCUUCGGACAGAAAUGGUCAAGGUCUGUCCAAAGUGCAACAGUAG